This is a messenger RNA of Folsomia candida, 3072 nucleotides long. Its product is annotated as transmembrane protein 26-like. The record is from RefSeq and is a predicted model, not a curated record. Gene Ontology annotation, molecular function: phosphatidylinositol-4,5-bisphosphate phospholipase C activity. The transcript has 13 exons. Gene Ontology annotation, biological process: intracellular signal transduction; lipid metabolic process. The coding region runs from base 353 to 2866 and encodes 837 amino acids. NCBI's taxonomy places the organism in Eukaryota, Metazoa, Arthropoda, Collembola, Entomobryomorpha, Isotomidae.
CGUGGUGGGAGGAGGAUGAGGAAAAGUUCUCUUCUGAAUGGAGCGAAAGCCUUUUACUCUCCUUUUCUCAUUCCUCUGAAUCCAAAUGGGACGCUGGCUAUUACUCAAGUGCGGUUGUGGAGAUGGAGAAUGAAAUCAUGCAUAAUGCGUCUGAAUGAAUUAUGUGAUAUUGAUAUUUGAUACUGAAUCAUCUUUGGUGCAAAGGAAUUUUGCCAGGAGCAAAAGCAGCAGUCUCAUUUUGGAAUGGCAAAAGCGUCUCACUUUCCUCUCACUUUCUCUUUUACCAACUUGCGUCUUUUUAGGAUAAGUUUGCUUGAAAACUAAAAAUGUAAACUGCUAUUGACGAAAGGAAAUGGCAAAGGGAUUUGCACAAGUUAUCGUGGUAAUUAAGGCAAUUUUAACCCGUGUAAUAUUCGCGACACAUGGGCUCGUUGCGAUAUGGAGGGUCACCCAGAUCAAAAAUGACCCAUACUACUGGUACCUUUGCGCUUCAAUCCUCGCACUCAUGUUUGAAGGUGUCUUCACCCUCACCAUCAAGAAGAAUCAAGAGUGGAAAUGGUUCUGUCCCAGCGUCUUUUUCUAUCUUUGUAGCGUUGUACCAGCGAUUUGGCUGCUAGAAGUGGAUAAGUUCGACAAGAAAUUGCUCUUAAAAUUGGCAGAAAAACAUAAUCAAACAGCCAUCAAUAAAGAUAAGCUUCCACCUGAAGUUUUUACAGCCAUUGAAAACUUGAACCUCGGGGUGCAACUUGACAUUCUUAAAGAUCUGGACGAAGAAACGUGGGCCACCGUAAUCGAGCAGCUACUCAUGCUAAUUUUGAUCAUUGGAAGAUGGAUGUUACCGAAGGGCGGACUAACCCGAGAUCAACUUUCACAAUUGCUUCUGGUUUAUAUUGGCACUGCUGCAGAUAUCAUUGAAUUCUUUGACUCGUUCAAGGAUGACAAGAUCGCGUCACGUCGAAUAUUGUGUCUUCUCAUUUUAUCCAUUUGGUCUUGGAGUUUACUUCAGUUUACGUUCGUCCUCACCGCUACCAAAUCUAGGAGAACUCGAAUCACUGCUGACAUUGAUCCCCCCAAACCAAAAUUUGUGAAUGGGAUUUAUAAAGUGAAAGAGGUUUGUUGUUCCAUUGACGUGUGGGGAAUCUUGAUCAACAUUAUUUUGCAGGAUGCGCCCUUUCUUAUUUUCAGGAUGUUGCUGAUAACUUAUUAUAAAAUCAUCAGUUAUAUGAACAUAUUUUUCACUUGCAAAAACACCCUGGUCAUCAUACUUCAGUUUUACAGACUCUAUGUCGUGCAGCAAGAAAAGAACAAGGAGAUAUCCAAAAUGGCGAAGGCUACCGUGUCAGGAAAUUUAGCUAAAGCGGUUGAAAGAGCAGCGUUCAUGGGUCCUACGGCAGAUCCUAAGAUCAAAGCUGGUCGAAAUGUGGCUUCGGCGGCAGCGGCGUCAGGAAAAAAAGCAGGUGCGUCGAACACUAAGAAAGGACAGCAAUCAUCUUCCGGAGGCCAACCAAAGAAGCACCGAUCACAGGACUCGAUUACUUCCCAAGCUCAAACGAAUAAUCGAGUCCUUGAGGCCGCCCGAAGAGAAAGGGCAAAAACUGGUCGACGAAAAUCACUUUCUACCAGCAACCUCCCGACCGGAAUCGAAGAAGCGUUCAUUCCUCCCCAGACUGACCGUGUUGAGGAAGAUGAUCUGGAAAUGGCAAUGUCGGGAUCUGUACUUUCUGGAACUAACGAUUCUCAGGAAGAAGAAGAGUCGGACGUCCCGCUGGACGAGAUUUCAUUCACUAGCGAAAGACCCACACGCAAAAAUAGAAAAAUACGGAUGAGCGAAAAUCCAGGCAUUUACAAGAUUUCUGGAAGCCGUAGUUCCGAAACGAGUAGUCACCAGGGUCAUGGACGAUGCCGCCAAGACACCGGCUAUUCUUCAAGCUCAAGGGACUCGGCAAAUAGCAGUCGCAGAGGUCGCAUAGUUAAUGGUGGGAGCAGGACGGGCCGAGCAGCCCCCAGCAAUGCAAACCGAUCCCGCACGCGAAACGCUGUCCAAAGACGGCGACAAAUCAUCGCAAAAGAACUAAAUUCUAUCGAAUUUGGAGGAAUGUUGGAAAAGAUUUCUUCUACGAGCACAAGCGAAGAGUUUGAGAAUGAACGAAUUUUCCAGAGAAGAGCAGCCAUUUGUGCAGUGUUUUCUCUUUUUGUUACAAUUUUCAUCCUAUGCAUGGUAGCAAUUUAUGGGGGAAUCAACCCAAGGGGUCUCAUAUUAAGGGAAACUUUUAGGGUAGCGAACUCCACCAAGCCGAAAACCACGACCACACCCACUCCACCCAACACAACAGACGACUUGCCGGAAGGAUCACCCACUGUUUCCUUGCACGUUAUCACAUUACCACCAUCACAAGCCCAGCCUGAGCACAACCUUAACGACACAAAUGAUAAUAACAAUAAGGGUUUAGCAGUUGGAGUACUAGAUUUUAGCAAUAAUAAUACAUCAAACACCACUGAAGAUGGUGACGAUUUUUUUCCGACUGCUACCUUCUCCUCAACUGCUACUUCAAUGAAUGUUACUUUAGACAAUUUGAUGUAUGAGCAUAAUACUACCACCGAUCCUCAAAAUACUGAUACUGAUAAUGAUCUCAAUGUUACCUCAAUUGUCAAACCCGACCAUGGCGAGGAAUUCCAUCCGUUUCCGUCGCCGAAUGCGAUAGGUGGGGGAGGUGAGAUUUCUGCAUUUACUCCGUCCAGGCUCCAGCAGAAGAAUGCAGUAAAAGAAACAAGCGUUCUCCCCGAUUUCGUGAGACAUUCGAGACGAAAGGUCAAACGACUCUAUGGGUUUCUACUACAAGAGUUUUCAUCUCUUCGUAGACAGUAAUUCAAUAAUCUUAGAAAGGUAUAAAAUUAUUUGUUAUUGAUCUUCAAUCAAUGUGGCAUAAGAUUUUUGUCACGUUGCAUACGUUGUAUGUAUAAUGAGCAAAAUAAAAUGGGAUAUUUACACGCUUCUCCAUGUAGGAAACUAUAUACAUAAAUCUAUAUACCAAUAAUAAAUAUGGUUAUGCAGAUUCCUGUUGCUUGAAUUAA